UAUUUUUCUACUGGGAAUAUUUCCUCAAUGCCCUCUAUCAUCUGAUAGUAGUAAUGGUCACUCAAGUUAUUGGUAAACAGAUCGAGACAUGUCGGGGUGGAGCCUAAGAGUAACAUGGCGGCGUAAACCUCGAGCAGCGCUCUCACCGCUAACCAUGAGCGGGCCCUGAAAAGGUCUUCCGUGGCAAAUAGCUAAGGGAGCACGGUAAAGACAAGAGGAAAACCAGGGGUUAAAUCACGGAAGGAGGAAAAGACAGGCGCAAGACCGCUAUAGACCGCUACAGAACGAUAUUUGGCAGAGACUCGCAAAUCCCCUCACCUUGUGUGACAUCCAGCAGCAGAUGCGGCGGUAUUAUCCGGCGGAGGUGCAUGAUCAGCGCGACCAGCGGAGACUCAGCGGUGCACGGUCAGCUGAUCAGCCGGAAGUCAACCGGCGGCCCUCGGAGGGAGUGGGCGGAGGGGAGAGACCCCUGCAAGGAACCUCCACAAAGCAGCUAUCGGGAGGAUUGUGAGCCAGUCGCGGAGCAAGUAAGGUAGCUGUGUCUGUGCAAGGGGGAGGGGUGAAGGUACGCGUGGAGGAUCCUGCCCAAAGGGAAGCAUAUCUCUGUCUGUUUGGAGGCCUAGUGAGGCCUGUGGAGCUAGUGGCGCAUUAUAUUAACAAAAAAAUAUAUAUAUAUAACGGCGACUAUGGGCAGGACACACAAGCAGAACCGCGAGGAGUUAGAGGGGAUCAAAGAGAAGAUAAAAAUGGUCUCCAAAAGCCCCCAACCCAGCCAGACAGAAAUAGCACCGCUCUUUAGUCGGAAAACAAAAGGUCAAGCAGACCCACUAAAGUUGGUACCGACCCGCAGUAACCGGGAAGAACAUACGGCAGGAGCGACUGGAGCCAUGAGAGUCCAAGGGGACUCAGAAAGCGAAGGUGAGGGGGACAGUGGAGAUAUAUAUGCGAAAAUUGCCAAUUUACCGACUAAAACUGAGAUUAGAGAAAUGCUACUUGAAGUGACAAUCCCGAUUAGGGAAGAUAUAAAAGGAAUUAAACAAGAUAUAGCUGAUCUAGCUGAAAGAACGGACGACCUGGAGGAUAAAGUAAGAGAACUACAGGCUAAUCAAAAGUCUAUAUAUGCAAAAAUACAAGAACAGGAAAAAAAGAUGGCGGACAUCUCGAGGAAGAUGGAGGACCAGGAAAACAGAAACAGGAGGAAAAAUAUAAGAAUCAGAGGGGUUCCAGAGUCAAUACAGAAUGAAGAUAUAAAGACUUUUUUGCAACAGAUCUUCAAUAACAUACUGAACAAGGACAAAGAUAAAGUGACAGAAAUACAGAUAGAAAGAGCACACAGAAUUCAGAAACCUAACAGGGUACCCCAAGACGAGCCUAGAGAUAUAUUAUGUUGUCUGAUGAGCUACGCUAUUAAGGAAGAAAUAUUGAGGAAAGCCAAAGAAGUGGACAAUAUUAUAUACGAAGAUAAUACCAUUAUAUUCUACCAAGAUUUGGCAAAAUCGACACUAUGGAAAAGAAAGGCACUGAAACCUGUUACAGAAGUAUUGAGGGAGAGAAAGAUCCUCUAUAGAUGGGGGUUUCCCUUCUCACUGAGAGUACAAAAAGAAGGGACUUGGGCAAUACUCCGCACCCCAUUGGACUUGGACAAUUUUCUCAAAAAAUUGGGACUACCAGAGAUUAAAUUAACGAAUUGGCCGGAAGAGAAUUACCAACACUGGGGUCUGAAUUGGAGCGACCAGAAGGAUUGGACAAAGAUUACAGAGUCAAGAAAAGUUUCACCUUUAAAGGCUAACUAAAGGAUAGAAUUGAGCAGGAAAUUAAAUGGCCAAACUUUUGUCUUUUCUCUUUUGUUUGCUUCCUUAUAUCUAUUCUCCUAAGGGCUUAUCCCUUCCUAUUUUUUUUUAGGUCCCUGACUAUUUUUGACCCGGACCCCCCCCCCUCCUUCCUCCCUCCCUCCCUUUUUUUUUUUCUUCCUUUUUUUUUUUUCUUCCUUUCUCUCUCCCCACUUUCCACCCUCUCCCCUCUUCUAUAAUCUGAGGACAUGUUGAGAAGACCAAGAAGCAAGCAAGAGCAAUGAACCUUAAAAAGUAUCCAAGGAGGAUGAAGACGGGUAUCGUAUGAACGCUUGAUGCUUGUUUGGCAAGCGGGUAGGACACACUGCAAAUUUUUGAAAAUUGCAUCAUCUGUGACAGCAGUUUGAAAGACUAGGAGCUGAUUAAAAGAUAUCUGAGGGCAGAUUUGGACCUAAAUGAGAGCAACUUCACAGAGUAUAUGCAUGCUGCAAUCAGAGUGAGCUGCAGAAGACAUGGGCCAAACCUUCAAGAGAAGGAGAAGUGCUUCAGACACGCCAAGACAAGCCAUCAGAGAAAGAGCUCUCAUACAAGCAUAUAGAGAACAAGUUUCCAUUGAGCCCUGACACCAAUGGCCCAACGUUGAAACAGUGGCAGGCAGUUUCAGAACUACAUGGAAAAUACUGCUAUGUCAGAUGGAGGAGGCAGCAGACAAAGAUCUGUAUGGAUGCCAUCAUUGCACAUUACAAGCAUGACAAGCCAACCUCCAGCCAAGUCCACAGCUACCUGAAGUGACAAGGGUGGUUUUAGCAUGUUCCAACUAUGGAGGAUAUCCUACACUGGGAGACCAUAGACCAGUCAAAAAGUGAUGACAAAGACAAAAAAAUUAAAAGUUUCAUCAACACUCAGCAGUGGCCAGGACUAGCUGUUGUGGAUGACCCAGACAAAAGGCAAAAAAUGGUGACCCUCCAGGAUUUAUUUUUUUUAAAAGGGUGACUAUAUUUGUGACUACAAUGGCCUGGUCAUUUCUGCAAAGGAGGGAGAACGGCUGAUGAGGUCGGUGGAGCAGGAUGAGAUGGGGUACCUAUAUUUAUUCUUGGACAGAGGGAAUAAAAGACUCUGCAUCAAUGCCCAGAAUGUGCCUUGCCCCUGCUACAGUGAACUACCGUCUACUUACGGGAGGAAAAUUAACCAUUCCCCUAAAAAAACAAACCUUAGACCCAUGGUCAAUUAUUCCACAAAUGACACUAGAAAAUCAUUCUCCGGGGAGGGGCAGAUCUACCCUAGAUUGAUGAGUAGAUCCUCCAAAGUUAAAACUUUGUGCAUGUGCACAAACUUUGCAACUUGCAGGACUUUGCACUUUUAAGUGUUGGCACACUAAUCAAGAAUCUGCAAAGGCGCCCCUGCCCCAAUUGCUACACAUACACUCAAUAUGUCAUUAUCCUUCAGGUGUUACUGUAAUAGCAGUAGGAACAGCAAUUGCCACUCUCUACACCAGCUGUGCCGACCUCUAAGUUUCUACACUGAAUGCUAAAACUGAAUUGUUUAAUUGUUGCUAAAAAUUUGUGUUUGCACUUUAAUUUUCAUGGAAUAAAUUUUGAUUAACAUGUUAUUUUUAAAUUUGUGGAGAAUGAGGAUAUCUGUAAUUUUUGAGCUAUUAACUGUUUCUGGAAAUAUCUAGGUAUUGGCAAUUCCAGUACACAGAGGCCUACACAGGCCCCUUGACACAGGUCUUGGCAUGUCCAGUACAGAGAGGCCAAGUCCAUAGCUAGGACCAUUGCUUGUGGGAAAUGCUAGGUCCUAUAUAAGCAGUAAGAUAGGCACUAAGAGGCCAUGGAAAUGGCAGGGCCUAUUGGAGCACUAUAAGAAAGGGCAACAUGCUUAUGACUCUAGGCUGGUCGCACGUUCCUGUGACAGGAAGAUACAUUCAGAUAUCUGACCUAUCAUUUUUGAUGGUACUUUCUGCGCCUACCAUGGUGACCACGGGUAACGAGGAAUCAGGGUUCGAUUCCAGAGAGGGAGCCUGAGAAACGGCUACCACAUCCAAGGAAGGCAGCAGGCGCGCAAAUUACCCACUCCCGACGCGGGGGGGUAGUGACGAAAAAUAACAAUACAGGACUCUUUCGAGGCCCUGUAAUUGGAAUGAGUACACUUUAAAUCCAUUAAUGAGGAUCUAUUGGAGGGCAAGUCUGGUGCCAGCAGCCGCGGAGAGCAGUUGGUUCUAAGUGAGCUCCUGAACUUCGGUUUUCAAAGCACCAUUUUCCCUGAAAUGAGUGGAAGUAGCCCUGGAAAGGUGAGGCCCUCUGGGGAUGAGAGCCCUGGGGGUCGGCCUAGCCAACAGCCGUUAUCCGAGGCUGGUUUUUCCCAGUCCCUGUCUACAUCUCAGGGGACUGAGGUAUCGUUCGACCCUGCCAAGAGUCCUGGGGAUGAGGGUUUUGCCCUAAGCCUGGCUAAGGGUCUAACCGUGUUGGAGUUUAAAAAGAAAAAAGAAAUUUCGAGGCUUAAAGCUUUAUUGAAGAGCAAUAUGGCUACAUGCUCCAGGCUUAAUAGCUUGGCUCGUCCCAAGAGAAGGGCUGAAAUUCAGCGUCGGCAACAGGAUCUCCGGGAUCUGAAGGCCGAGUUGGCCCUUCUCAGUGAGGGUGUAGGGGCGAUGCGGGAGCGUUAUGUCAAUGAAGAUCGAUUCCUUCUGCAAAGGAAGGGGGCAAAGAUAGACAAGUAAACAAAAGCAGACGCCGGUGAUGUGGUUCAGUCUGGAGAGGAGGCUGCAGGAGCCUGUUAGGAACCCAACGCAUUGGAAGACUUGUUGCCGGUGGGAGGACAGGAAGGUGGCCGGAGUCUUACAUCUUCACCUGGGUCGGUUUCGCUGGAGGGAUCAGGAAUGCUCCGUGAGAUCCGAGCUGUUGAGUCCCCGGAACAUCUGCGUGCCAACCUGAUGGUCUUUUCAGCUGAUGAGAUAGAGGCCAUCGAUCCUGGCGAUGUUGUCCCUAAGGGAAAGAAGGGUAAAGAGAAAAAAUUACAAAGCGGCAAGUUGGUGUUCGUCCGGGAGCCGAGCGGGAGUGGGGCUGAGGAGACGGCUACAUCCAAAAUGGCGUCCUCUCAGAAGGCUUUGGCGUCCUCGUGUAGGAUGAUGCAGUGCAGCGUGCGCCUCAACCCAGUAAAGCUUAGUACGGCUCAGUGGCGCUCCCGGGAAGAUCGCGGGCGGAUGACAUCGUCAGAGGAGGAGUUCCCGUCGUUACCGGAACCCGGAAGUGCGUCAGAGGAGACAAAAGGAGGAAGUCCGCGCCGGUCCCGUCCUUCAGUUGUUUGCAUCUGGAGUGAGGAGUUGCGGGGGAGUGGCAUGGAGUCCCCGCGAAGCAGGGCAGCCCAGCAGCAUGAGGGGAAGGGGGCUGAGUUUGGAAUGGAGAGCCCGAAGAUUUAUUCCGUGUCCGGGAGUCCUGUUAGUGUCCAUCUUAAGCCGUCGACUCUGCAGUUUCAGCCACAUAUCACCAUGGGCCCAGGAUUUCCUGCAGAGGCAUCUGGGACUGCUGUCUCGGGUACUGUAUCACUCUCGUCAGCUGUUCUUUCAGGUACCCCGCAGUCUAACAUUUCAAAUGUUUGCAUGCAAUCUGAUGAACCAACUCUUUUGUCUCCACUAGUGUCGGCUUCUGUUUCGGUUGUUUCUAAACAAUUAGUGAAUGUCUCUUCCCCCUCGGUUAUUGAGGGGGACCUGAAUGAUGUGUCUUCUGUCUCUAAUGAUAUAUCAUCUGGAUAAUUUACAGUGCCUGCUGCGCCCCAGCCUGUUGCUUCUGAGGUUUCUAUUUCUGCUGUUACUAUCUCCGCCUCUGUGGCCUCUGCUCCUGCAGCUCUUAAAUCUACUCCUGUGUCUGAGUCACGUAUGGAUGUUGAGGCAACUGGUGUGACCGCGGAUGGGCCCGAAAGUCCAGGUCCCUCUGGUACGGGGGGUAGUUAUGCGGGUGCUUUAAAAGGGUCAAUCAGGUCUAAGGGCCCCCAAGCCAAGGGUCCCCAGGUUAGGGGUGAAGCUCGUACUAAUGAGGGGCCCCCCAGAAGGGGUCGGGUGUACUCUUCUGAUCCCGGUAAAAGGAGGAAUGUUGUUAGGCUCCAAUGGAAGGGGGAGGGUCCAGCCCCAGGCACUGCAGAAGUAAUAGAUAAGAUUCUAGCCAUGGGGUUUGGGGCGGAGCACCUUAACUGCUUUGUACAUAAUACAGUAUUUCAGGAAUACACUAUUAGCUUUGUGCGACCGCAGGAGCUGGAUGAGUUCUGGGUCCUUUAUAGGCGGGGGGCAAAGGAGAAAUACUUUGUGGGGUUUGAGGCUGUGGCAAUUUCCAGACCAUCAGUGGUAGAGGUUAAUAUUAUUCUGGAAAACGAGUCUAUACCACCUGCCGACCUUAGGGUCUGGCUUAGUCGUUAUGGAAAGGUGAUGGGGGGAUCUUGAGAAAGAGCUGGGCUACAAGGGCAUCUGGAUGGGAGGGUGGAAGGUCAACGUACAGUUACACUCCCUGGGUCAUAUCACGCAGCACAUCCCUAAUUCCGCAUAUAUUGGUAAAGAUCUAAUUUGCUGUUCCUAUCCGGGCCAACCGCAUCAUUGUUGGAAGUGUGGGUCGACAAGGCACUUGAGCAUCAGCUGUGAUGUGCUUAAGUGUGCCAUGUGCCUUGGUGUAGGCCAUGUGGCUAAAGUCUGCCCACAGAGUAUAAGGUGUAUUCUGUGCGGAACGCUUGGCCAUGCUCAUGGCAACUGUCCCUCUUCGUGGCACAAGAACGAUGAGUUUCAAGCGCAGACUGGGGAUGUGCCUGUUGAGGGUGAGGAGGUUGGGAUCCAAGAUGUUCCUUCUGUGGCCAGGGGUUCCCCACCAUCUUCUUUACAUACCUUGGUAAAUGUGUCACUUGAUGAUGUUGUUGCUCCUGAUUUUUCUGUGGUUUCUCCUGUGCCUCCUGUUUCUCCUAUUCUUUCCUUUCCAGGGCCUUCCGUGUCCAGCCCUUUCCGGAGGAGCGGUAUUUGUAGGGGAGGUAAAGCAAGCCGGGGGCGGCAGGUGUCAGUCCAGGGUGGGUCCCCUCCUGGACCCACUGUGCUUGGGAUGAUUUCCUGUUCUGAGGGCGAGCAUGCGGAUAUUGUCGGAAAGAAAGAUCCUCCCGUUAAACGGAGCCGACCGCAACGCUCACGGAAGAAGACUCAGAGGAGUGAUGUCAUGUUGAGUGAGUGGGUCCAGGUGGGAGGUAAGGAUGGAUCUCCUGGGGUGGCACAGCCUUCCUCAGGGGCCCACUGUAUAUCCACUUCUAAUAAAUUUUCCCCUUUGUCCUGGGGUGAGAGGGUGGAGAGGGAGGAGGAGAUAGGUAUGGAGUUGGGGCGCAUGAAGGCCGAUGACUUUGAUGCGGACCUCAGCUCUGAUGGUAGUUCAGGGCUGGAAGACAUUAGUCUGGAGGAAGCUGAGCGCCUUCCCUUGGGUCUUUCGGCCAAAAGAGAAUGCUCUGAUGAUGACAGAAGGAUAAAGAAGAGGGCGGAAACUGCCACAUCUUAAACACUCUGUAAAUGGCUGUCCCCCCACCAAUUAACUAUUAAUGUUGCUAGUGUGAAGUCUGUAAGUGCAAGGAAUUCGGCCUUCUUUUUGCUCUCCCGAAUUGAGGCAGAUGUUUUAUUUUUGCAGGAGACCAGGCUCAACCAUCUCCCUGAGCUUCAUAGGGCUAAGAAGGAGUGGUUGUGCGGGCCUUCUUUUGGAGAGGCAGAGGAUGGAGGAGGCAGUGUGGAGGGUUUUGUGGCAGGGCUUUUGCUUCUACCCUCCAUGAGUCACCUUGCUUCCUUUCUGAUGUUUCUUAGGUGGUGGGCUAAAACUUUGCUUGCACCCCCUUCAGAUUUUCCAGCAGUAGUAUUUUUAUUAUUGAGCUCAUACUGUUUUAGGUGAGUAGCCCAAUCCUUUAUCCUUCUGUCUGAGUUAAAUUUUUCUUUUUAUUUUCUUGGUUCUAUUGGGUCUAAUAUAAUUAGUGCUAUUAUUAUUGCCUAUUCUUUUUUAUUAUGAUUUAUUGGUUGUGUGGUUAAAUGGAAAGCCUGUAAAAGAGGCUUUGUGUUGGUAUAUAGAAAAGAGUGUUCAACCUGGAAAAAUGUCUUUUAAGCUGAUAAGAGAAAGUGUUUGCCCAUAAAAGUGGCCAAUUGAAAGAAAAGCUUCUGUAUUAAACAGAAGUGGAAGGAGAGUUUGCAAAAUUGCCUUUGUUUCCUGGUAGAAUGAUGUUACGUUUAAAUAUUGCUUUUGGUUGGAUUCAAAAUCUUAUAUUUCCUAAUGCCCAUAAAAGCGGCAAAUUGAAAGGAGAUUUUUCAAAUGUAAAUAUGUAUAUAUGUAUAAAAGAUUACAUUGUUUUCUCUAUAUUCUUCUUCAUGAAUGUAAUGGGUUAAUGUUUAAAUUUGCUUUUGGGUGGUUUCAAUCUACUUUGAAAGGGUGUGGUUAUUUAAAUUUUCUCUUGUGAGUUUUUUGCUUCUGUGUUACAUUAUGCUUAAAUGUUUUUGCUUCUUUAAUGCUGUCUUUUGGCUUGGAAUGUAUAUGUUCAGCUUUGUAUAAAUUGUAAAUUUUGUCUCACUAUUGUGAAAUGUUUUUGUUAUGGGCUGGGUCCUGGGGAAGAAUAGACUUUGUUUGCAAUACCAAAUGCUUUGACUUUUCUUUUCUCUUCCUUGCAGUAUAUCAUUUGUCAAAUUUUUGUUGAUUGCUUUAAAGUAUAUUUGUUCUGGAUGUAUUGUUUAUUUGAAGCAAGUUAUCAAUAAAAAUAUUUCCUCUGUACUAA
This is a messenger RNA of Xenopus laevis (African clawed frog), 8549 nucleotides long. Its product is annotated as golgin subfamily A member 6-like protein 22. The transcript is spliced from 4 exons. The record is from RefSeq and is a predicted model, not a curated record. NCBI's taxonomy places the organism in Eukaryota, Metazoa, Chordata, Amphibia, Anura, Pipidae. Bases 687 to 1793 code for a protein of 368 amino acids.